UCAGUCCGCGCGCGCCCUCGCCAUGGCUCGGUGGCUGAAGGCCCUGGCGGUGCUGCUACUGCUCGCCGCGGCCGACGCGCGCAAAUCGCCCGCUCCCACAAAACACGAACCCCAGAUCGAGGAGGUCACCGCCAAACAACUCGAACGCGUGCUGGAAGACAAGGACUUCGUCGCGGUGUACUGGUAUGCGAGAAGCUGCGUGACAUGUGAUAAAGUAUUAGAAGAGCUAGAGAAGAUUGACGAUGACACCGACACGUUCGGUGUCGACUUCGUCAAGAUCAACGACAAGCGACUCGCUAAGCAGUAUGGCAUCACGAAGUUCCCCGCCCUCACGUACUUCCGUGAGAAGGAGCCGAUCAUAUACGAAGGAGAUCUCAUGGACGAAGAAAGCGUCCUGGAUUUCUUGACGAGUUUAGAAGCAAUGGACCUUCCUGACCGGAUAGAAGAAGUGAACCAAAAGAUCCUGGGAAAGAUCAUCGAGGACACAGACUACGUAGCCGUUCUCUUCUGUCCUGAUCACAAAAGUUGCGGCCCUUCAAACAAUAAGCCUGAAUGCAAGAAAUGUGCGAAAGCUCUCCAAGAGCUAGAGAACAUUGACGACGAAGCGGACCAGCUCGGGAUUGGUUUUGUGAAGAUCCACGAUGAGGACCUGGCCGAGGAGUACAGUCUUGGCGAGCUGCCAAGACUGGUGUACUACAGGCAUCAAAUACCUAUUAUCUAUGAAGGAGAAUUGAGCAGAGAAGAGGAUGUGCUGGAGUGGCUCAUAGCGAACAAGUCGACGGGAGAUGAGGAGGACAUCAUCGAGGACGUCACCGCGAAGACCUUGAACACCCUCAUCGGGAAUGUGGACAACCUUGUUGUGCUAUUCUACGACCACGGCGACGAUGAGUCAAUGACGGUGCUGGCUGAGCUGGAGAAGAUAGACGAUGACUGCGACCGCCACGGCAUCCAGUUCGUCAAGAUCGACGACGUGAAGGCUGCCAAGGCUUUCGGCAUUGACAACAUUCCGUCCAUCGUCUACUUCGAGAAGCAGAUCCCCAACGUUUACGAUGGAGAUCUGGAGAAUGAGGAAGAAAUCUUAGAGUGGCUGGUAGACCAACUGGAAAAGGACGAGAUUGAAGAUGUCACCGAUGAAAUGUUAGAUCGUCUGGUCAAGGAUGGAAAGACAGUCGCCGUGUUAUUCUAUGAUAAUAACGACCGCAAAUCACAGAAAGUAUUAACCGAAUUGGAAAACAUUGACGAUGAAUGUGAUCAACUUGGCAUUGCAUUUGUGAAAAUUGAUAACGAUGAGGAAGCAAAAGAAUAUGGAAUCGAAAAGCUGCCUACUUUGCUGUACUUUGAAAAGGGUAUUCCAACUUACUACGAAGGCAACCUAGAAGAAGAAGAGAAAGUUCUGGAAUGGCUCAGGUACCAGACGGAGAGCGAUGAAAUCGAAGACAUCACUGAUGAGAUGUUGGAUUUGAUCAUCGACAAAAUGCAAUACGUCGCGGUGCUGUUCUACGACAAGGAUCAGAAAAAGAGCCAGAAGAUCUUAUCUGAAUUGGAAAACAUCGAUGAUGAGUGUGAUCAAAAUGACAUCGCUUUCGUUAAAAUAGAUGAUGACAAAGAAGCUAAAGAAUAUGGCAUUGAAACGAUUCCAACAAUGGUGUUCUUUGAGAAAGGUAUCCCUCACAUCUAUGAGGGUGACUUGAUGAAAGAAGACGAACUGCUGGGUUGGUUACUUCACCAAAAAAGACACAGCGAAAUUCCAGAAGUAACAGAUGAAAUGAUGGACAAACUUAUUGAGAGCACACCUUAUUUGGCUGUUAUUUUCUACGAUAAGGAUGAUAAGCAAGACAUCAGGAUCUUAAACGAACUUGAAAACAUCGAUGAUGAACUGGAAAAGGAAGGCAUUGUUAUAGUGAGAAUGGAUAACGAAGCAGAAGCUAAAGAGUUUGGAAUCGAUCAUCUUCCUACUCUAGUGUACUUUGAAGAAAAUAUCCCAGCGAUAUACGAAGGAGAUCUGAUGAAUGAAGAUGAAGUGUUAGAAUGGCUUAUUGAGCAAAAGAAUAGUGCAACUAUUGAAGAGGUUACCGAUGAAAUUUUGACUGAUCUUAUCGAAGAACACGAAUAUGUCGUUGUAUACUUUAGUGGUAACUGCGAAGAAGGUGAAGAAUGUGACAAUAUCUUGGACGAACUAGAGAACAUCGAUGACGAGCUGGAUGAAACCGGUAUCAUUUUCGUAACCACUGAAGAUAUUUCUUUGGCCAAGAAAUACGGGAUCAAGACCUUCCCUACGCUUGUGUUCUUUAGAAACAAGGACCCGCUGAUUUACAAGGGUGACAUCGAGGAUGAGGACGAAGUUCUGUCAUGGUUGACUGAUGAGAAUACACUGGAGAUCCCUGGAAAGAUCGAAGAAGUUAACUCAAGAAUGUUAGAAAAGAUUUUGGAAGAAAACGACCACGUUGUUGUCUUUUUCUACAAGGAAGGCGAUAAGAAAUCACAGAAGAUAUUGAGUGAGUUGGAGAACAUCGAUGACGAAUGUGAAGAGAAAGAUAUCGAUUUCGUGAAGACUUCAGAUGAAGGUAUCGACAAGGAGUACGAUCUUUCAGACCUGCCCGCAUUGGCUUUCUACAGGCACAAGUUCAGGACCAUUUACGAAGGGGACUUAAUGCAUGAAGAAGCCAUUUUGAAAUGGGUGUUGGAGCUUCACGACUCCCAGCCAGACAUCAUUGAAAAUGUCGAUAGAAAGACUUUGAAGGACCUCAUUAACGACGUGGAACAUCUAGCUGUGUUUUUCUAUAAUGACGAUUGUGACACUUGUGAUGAAAUCCUGGAGGAACUUGAAACAAUUGACGAUGAUACUGACAAACAUGGAAUUCAGUUUGUAAAGUCCAAAGAUGCUAAAUUGGCAUCAGACAUUGGCAUUUUCAGCUUCCCAGCAUUGGUCUACUAUGAAACUGGUGUGCCAAUCAUGUAUGAUGGAAAUCUAUUGGAUGAGUCUGAGGUCUUGGAUUGGAUGGUCAAACAAAAAGAAGAUGAGAGUAUAGAAGAAAUAGACCGAGACAAAUUGUUCAAAUAUAUUGAGACAAAGGAGUUUUUGGCUGUUGUUUUCUACAAAGACGAUGAUCCAGGAAGUCCAAGGGUCCUCCGCCAUAUUGAAUUGAUUGACGAUGAAGCAGCAGAAUACGGAAUAAAAAUAGUUAAGUGCAGUGACAGACUGAUGGCUAAAAAGUAUGGAUUCCGCAAUCCGCCUGGGAUCACUUACUUCAGAAAAGGCAAAUACAUCAAUUACGAUGGAGAUAUUGACGACGAAGAAGAAAUAUUAGAUUGGCUGACAAACCCUGAAAACAUGGAACUAACUGAUCACAUAGAAAAAGUCAACAGAAAAAUGUUUCAGAAAAUAAGACAAACAUCGGAUUAUGUCGCCGUAUUCUUUUACAGUAAUGACUGCAAACAGUGCCCCAGAGUGCUGGCUGAGAUAGAGCACAUUGACGAUGACGCCGACGGCGCGGGCAUCAACUUCGUGAAGAUAAACGACUGGCAGAUGGCUAAGGAGUACGGAGUCUUCGCUCUCCCAGCAGUUCUGUUCUUCAAAAUGGGAUCUAAGGAUCCUGUCAUCUUUGCCGGCGAUCUUUAUGACGAACAUCAACUGCUGAAUUGGCUAUUGACUCAGAAAAACCCGGCUGGUGACGUAAUUGAAGCCUUGGAAGGGCAAGAUCUGCUCAACUUAAUUGAGGAAUCAGGGUCUUUAGCGGUAUACUUCUGGAACAAAACAUUGUGUGAGAUUUGCAAUUCAAAAGCAAUGAGAAAGGCGAUGAAAAAGAAAGACCACGAGGAGGAAGAGGGGCAGGAUCAAGAGGACGGCCCCGACUGCGAGCAGUGCGCGGGCAUAUUGGAAGAACUGGAGAACAUUGAUGAUGACUGUGACCGCCACGGCAUCAAGUUUGUCAAAACACAAGACUACUCAAUAGCUGAAUCCUACGGAGUUACAGAUUUUCCAGUAUUAGUAUAUUUCGAAAGCAAUGUGCCUAACGUGUACGAAGGGUCUUUAGCUGAGGAAGAAGAAGUACUUCAAUGGCUGAUUACGCAGAAAACAGAAGAUCGUAUAGAACUGAUUACCAGAGUAAUGUUGGAAAAAAUGGUUGAAGAGACACAAUAUUUAGCAGUCUAUUUCUAUAAAUUAAACUGUCACAUCUGCGAUCAUAUCUUAGAGGGAUUGGAGAGUAUUGAUGAUGAAUGCGACGUUUACGGUAUACACAUGGUCAAGAUACAAGAUCCACAACUGGCCAAAAGAUAUUCUAUCAAAACUUUCCCCGCUAUGGUCUAUUUUAGGAACGGCAACCCACUUCUAUUCGAAGGAGAUUUACAAAAUGAAGAAUCUAUCCUCGAAUGGCUUAUAGAUGAUGAUAAUCGAGAACUGGCAGAUGAAAUUGAAUCAGUCAACGAAAGAAUGUUGGAAAGACUGCUUUACGAAUCUCACUUACUGGUUGUCUUUUUCUAUGAUGAUGAAGAUUGUCCAGAAUGCGAAGAGAUUUUGGAAUCCUUGGAACAAAUUGAUGGUGAAGUCGACCAGUUUGGUAUUGAUUUCGUUAAGAUCGCAAGUCCAGAAGCAGCUGCCAAGUACAACGUUGUCAACAUACCCACACUCAUAUAUUUCCGCAAACAAGUACCUAUGCUCUACGACGGAGACCUACACCAAGUUGACAGAAUCCUGCAAUGGUUGACAUCUCAGGACGUUUUUGAAAUUAAAAAUGAAAUUGAGGAAGUCAACCGGAAAAUGCUGGAUAAACUUUUGGAAGAAAAUGAAUUCUUGGCUGUUUAUUUCUACGAAAAAUCUGCUGAGAGUCGUGCUGUAUUGGACAAGUUGGAAAACAUUGAUAGCGAAACAGAUAAUUUGGACAUCACUUUUGUGAAAAUGCAAGAUCCUCGGUAUGCGCGCAAAUGGGGCGUUACUAAACUUCCAGCAAUCGUUUACUUUAGGAAACGAUUCCCCAGUAUUUAUAGAGGCGACAUCAUGUCGGAAGACGAAGUACUGGAGUGGCUGAGAAAGAACCGAUUUAGACAGCCCGAGCUGAACAUCUUUAUGUAUGCGUUGAUCGCCCUGUCGAUAGCGUUCAUAAUGUACACUGCGUUCCUGCUGCAGUGCUUCAAGCCGACACCGCCGGCGCCCACGCCGCACCCGAAGCAAGCGUGAGCUCUCCGCUUCAAAGACUUUAACCUAUUUUUCUCUAGGUUUUCUCUGUUAUGACGUCUCGGCCGCACCAGGCCUCGAUCGACUCUUGACUACGACUUUACGAUCUGCCCGCUUCUAGUGAUCUAUAACAAAAAUCUUCCCUCUGAAGAUUUCAUUCUGCGGAUGGAUCAAAUCUAAUUUAGACAAUUACACGUUCUUGGGAUCAAACUUUUACUUUGAUAGAGUUUUAGAAUACGAAUGCCUAAAUUUAGUACGGAUUAUGUGACAGAACGAUUACUGGAUUGACUUUUUUAAUAAUAGGACAGAUUCUUUAGACGUUAAAUUAAUGGUAUUUGUGAGACGUUUCUUUUAUGUGAAAUUGAUUUGACUUUACUAAUAAUAACUGCCUCCUUGUUAGUUUUCUUUUCUGUGUAUGGCAUUUUGAUUUUUUACUGUUAACUUUGUUAAGACUGUGCAAUCUAUUCGGUAGCAAUAUCUGUAUGAUAUUUGGUGUGAGAUUACCGUUUUCCAGUGUGUCCAUGUCCAUUUCAAGAACAAUUAUUUCUUUUCGUAUGGGAUCUGUCCAUUUACUUUUAAUGACGUUCAUAGCCUCUUAGAUUUCGUUGUCUCUGUUAAGUUUGUGUUAGGUUUUCGGAGCUUCUGAAUGAUGCCACUUUUGCUAAAUGUUUAAUUUUAAUUGGCUCGGAUUGUUAUGUUAACUAACAUUGAAAACAACAUUUCUUAUGGGAAGGGAUCGCAAAUUAUUAACUAAAUAAAAAAUAUUUGUUUUAGCUACAAAGUUUGCGUUAAUUUUUGAGAUUGGUUAAAGCAAGUUAAUAUUCCGUAAAUUAGAAGGGUUAAAGAUAACUGAGUGGCUUUAUUCAUAAACUCCAGAUUUUUUGCGUGAGUGUUCGCUGGGCGGGAUCUGCGGGUCAGAACAAGAUCCUUUUAUUUUUCAUUCACCAGAAAUAUACCGAGUACAAGGUUACGUAAACGGUUGUAGUCUUGUUUGUAUACGAUCCAAGAAAAAAAGCCUCCUGUGUUGAUCCGCUGACUGAGGCCCGCAUGCUACUACGGUACUUUAACGACUUCUUUUAUUUUUCCUAAGACUUUAGCAAACUCCUUCGUCUAUUUACUGUCAUUUUAAUUACUAGAUACCUUAUCAAUUUUCGAGCUGCUUAAAAUACCGAAUACAAGAUUAAUUUAGUGUAAUUUCAAAUGAUAAAAUAGCAUUAUAUUAGAUGUAAGUAGUCCAAUAACUAACCGAUAACGAAGUCCAAAGUAACGUAGCUUCAUGCCUAUUAUGUAUCAUUCCCGCUCUCUCAGUAUGUAUAAAUUGUUGUGUAUAAUUAUAAUGAUACCUUCAUUAAUGAAACGUUAAGGGAAAUAUGAAGUUAAUGAAACUAAAUGCUCAAAAGAGUUAGUGGUGCGCGAAGACGCGCGCAUUCGUUAAAUUGUAUAUAAAAUGUAAAUAUAUAAAAUGAAUAAAAAUUGUAAAACUGU
Molecule: messenger RNA, 6658 nt
Organism: Ostrinia nubilalis (European corn borer)
Lineage: Eukaryota; Metazoa; Arthropoda; Insecta; Lepidoptera; Crambidae
Gene: hlk
Product: FK506-binding protein 5
Exons: 26
Coding region: 23-5176 (1717 amino acids)
Source: RefSeq, a predicted model, not a curated record